AUAGCAGGCGGUAUUCACGGGGCCGGGGUAGUGCCACGUUCUUUCGCUAUAGAAUUGCUGAUGAAAUUCGCCUUUGUUGUUAAGACUGUUGCCUCCGUAGUCUUAAGUAGAAAGUUAGUUUGCAAUCAUUCUUGCCCAGGCAAGGCAGUACCGUUCCUAAUAACACGGAACCUUCAAGUUCUCUCCUCUUUGAGAUCUCAACCAGAAGCACCCGCUUGGGGUUCUAAAAAACAUAAAAACAAGCAGAAAAUCAAGAUUCAAUUCAUUAACAUAAUGGCUGAUCCAAAGAUUGAAGAAAUUUUAGCACCUUUCCGUGCCGCUGUCAAAGAACAGGGUGAUAAGGUUCGCCAAUUGAAAGAAUCAGGUGCUCUGGAGAUUGAUUUGAAAAAAGCUGUUGCUGAACUGAAAGCUCGAAAGAAGAUUCUGGAAGACAAGGAGUUGGAACUAACUCCUGUAGAGGCAUCCUUUGAUCGUGCUAAAAUGGAAGAUUUGCUAAAGCGGAGAUUCUUUUUCGAUCAAUCUUUUGCCAUUUAUGGAGGUAUAACUGGUCAGUUUGAUUUUGGCCCUAUGGGAUGUGCCAUGAAAGCCAACAUGCUCAGCACAUGGAGAAGUUUCUUUAUCCUUGAAGAGCAAAUGCUUGAAGUUGAUUGUUCAAUCCUGACACCGGAACCUGUGCUUAAAGCUUCUGGUCACGUUGAUCGUUUUGCUGACCUGAUGGUGAAGGACGACAAAAACGGGGAAUGUUUCCGACUUGAUCAUUUGAUCAAAGCCCAUUUGGAGAAGGUCAAGUCUGACAAAAAGACAACCGCCGAAGUAAAAGUGGAGUGCGAAGAUAUUGUGAUCAAGCUUGACGGCAUGAACAAAGAAGAGAUGCGUGUCAUUCUCAGGAAAUUCGAGAUGAAAGCACCAUUGACCAACAACGAAUUGAGCGAUCCCAUGGAAUUCAACCUGAUGUUCAGCACUUCCAUUGGUCCCACUGGCCUUGUUAAAGGCUACCUGCGACCUGAAACUGCCCAGGGUAUCUUUGUCAACUUUAAGCGUCUUUUGGAAUUCAAUCAGGGGAAACUCCCCUUUGCAGCGGCCCAGAUUGGUAACUCAUUUCGCAAUGAAAUUUCUCCUCGUUCUGGUUUGAUCCGCGUACGCGAGUUCACGAUGGCAGAAAUUGAACAUUUCUGUGAUCCGUCCGAUAAGUCUCAUCCUAAAUUUGAUGAAGUUCGACAUGUGCAAGUUCUAUUGUAUUCUGCCUGCAACCAAAUGGAUGGCAAAGCAGCUGAACUUGUCACCAUUGGCAAAGCGGUUGAUGAGCGAAUUAUCGCCAAUGAGACUUUGGCUUAUUUCAUGGCCCGCAUCCAACAAUAUAUGACCAAGGUCGGAGUUGACCCGAAGAAGCUUCGAUUCCGUCAACACAUGAACAACGAAAUGGCUCACUAUGCAUGCGAUUGCUGGGAUGCCGAAUGUCUCACUUCCUACGGAUGGGUGGAGUGUGUCGGCUGUGCCGAUCGAUCUGCCUACGAUUUGUCCCAGCACACGAAGUCUACUGGUGUUCGUCUAGUGGCAGAAAAGAAAUUGCCGGAGCCUAAGACAAUUGACGUCGUUGAGGUUGUAGCAGUGAAGGGUGCUGUUGGCAAAUCGUUCAAAAAAGAGGCCAAAGAGAUUAUGGAAGCUCUUUCUAAGCUGGAGCCAGCAACCGUUGCUGAGGUUGAAGAAUCUUUGAAAACGAACGGAAAAUAUUUACUCGAGAUCGGCACCAAUUCAUACAGUUUAACGACUGACAUGCUGGAAGUCAAACGAUACCAGAAGACUACUUACGUCGAAGAAUAUGUUCCGAAUGUUAUUGAGCCUUCAUUUGGUAUCGGUCGCAUCAUGUAUGCUAUCUUUGAGCAUAAUUUUAAAGUUCGAAGCGAUGAUGGGCAACGCACGUAUUUCUCGCUACCUCCGGUGAUUGCCCCAUUGAAAUGCUCGGUACUUCCGUUGAGCAACAAUGCGGAUUUCGUUCCUUACAUCCGUCAACUGUCUCGUGACCUCACGAUUGCUGACGUGUCUUACCGAGUUGACGACUCGAGCGGAUCUAUUGGACGCCGUUAUGCCCGCACGGAUGAAAUCGCCAUCCCGUUCGGUAUCACCAUUGAUUUUGAUUCUCUCAAAGAGCCCCACAGUGCAACUCUCCGUGAACGUGACUCAAUGGGUCAAGUUCGUAUUCCGCUGAAGGAGAUUGCCGGCGUUGUCAGGGAUCUAACGUACGGCAAAACCACUUGGACGGAUGUUGAAGCCAAAUACCCGAAAUUCGAACAACAGGAAACUAAAUCGUGAACGGGUUAAAGCCUUGGAUCCUCCCCAAUUGGGUGAGGCGAAUGCUUCCGGGCAUAACCGUUUUUCUUUUGCACACGAUGUGUAAUAGCAUUGGUGUCGGGUACACACACCCCAGUGGCUUUCUGAAAGUAAAUCUUGUCCAGUUACUCU
Molecule: messenger RNA, 2460 nt
Organism: Daphnia carinata
Lineage: Eukaryota; Metazoa; Arthropoda; Branchiopoda; Diplostraca; Daphniidae
Gene: GlyRS
Product: glycine--tRNA ligase-like
Exons: 9
Coding region: 61-2310 (749 amino acids)
Biological process (GO): mitochondrial glycyl-tRNA aminoacylation
Cellular component (GO): cytoplasm; mitochondrion
Molecular function (GO): ATP binding; glycine-tRNA ligase activity
Source: RefSeq, a predicted model, not a curated record